This is a messenger RNA of Linum trigynum, 1152 nucleotides long. NCBI's taxonomy places the organism in Eukaryota, Viridiplantae, Streptophyta, Magnoliopsida, Malpighiales, Linaceae. The record is from the annotation of a GenBank genome assembly.
GUCUCUCAAUAUCAACAUGAUCCGUCCGACACCAACUGGGCUGCGGUCAAGCGUAUUCUACGCUACCUCAGAGGCACCCUCGAUCAAGGUCUAUGCAUCAGCCACUCCGCCUCCUCCAACAUACACGGCUACUCCGAUGCAUCUUGGGCGUCCUGCCCACAGGAUCGCAAAUCCAUCACCGAGUUUGCAGUGUUCUACGGAUACAACCUCAUCUCCUGGUCCACUCGCAAACAGCAAUCCGUUGCCCGAUCCUCCACGGAGUGUGAAUACCGAGUGCUUGCCACCGUUGCCUCUGAGGUCAUCUGGCUACAAUCUCUCCUCACUGAACUUGGGCAACCUCUCCGCCAGUCUCCAAUUUUAUGGUGCGACAACCUGGGUGCCACCUUCCUUGCCCACAAUCCGGUCUUUCAUCACCGUUCCAAGCACAUGGAAAUCGAAUUUCACUUUGUCCGUGAUCGGGUACAUAAGAAACAGCUACGGGUCCACUAUCUUCCAGCUCAAGACCAAAUCGCCGAUGUCCUCACCAAACCACUACCUCGUCCCUCCUUCCUCCGGUUCUGUGACAAGUUCCGCCUUUCCUCGGCUUCACUUGCGGGGGCGUGAUAACGGAUACAACAGUGGGUUGUUAGCCCACGUCUCCAUUCCCCACUUCUCUCUAUUCUGUUCCUGAACUUCAGCUCACUACCGUUGCUUUCCCUCCUGUAAACCAGCACUCUGUUAUUCCUUUGUACUUUAAGUAGAAUGAUCAAUAAGACCAACACAAGCAUUGCAGCAUUCACAGGAGACACUGAGUAUUAGUUAGGGUGUUUGAGUAGGAUUGGCAAGUGACGCGCCGAGAGAUAUAUUAUUAUAAAGGCGGAACGGAUAGGUUACAGAAAGAGAAAGUGUAGAUAGAGAAAGUUAGAGAGAGAAUGGUUUUUGUCUUUAUGGUCGAUCUCUUUCUCUCCGUAGUAAAUGCUGUAUAUAUAUGCCCGUUGUGGUAGGUGAAGCAUACAACUUGAAGUUGUACCUUUAACGUUAUGGUACAACUUCAGAUUGUACACAUACUCUUUUGUACAAUUUUUUUUUAUAGUACAACUUAAGCUUGUAUUUUCAUGUGAUGGUGCAACUUUAAGUUAUAAAGUUGCACCAUAAUAUAAGAGUACAAAUUCU